Sitophilus oryzae (rice weevil) is the source of this 5576-nucleotide messenger RNA. RefSeq names its product sodium/potassium-transporting ATPase subunit alpha (gene Atpalpha). Gene Ontology annotation, biological process: intracellular potassium ion homeostasis; proton transmembrane transport; potassium ion import across plasma membrane. Lineage: Eukaryota; Metazoa; Arthropoda; Insecta; Coleoptera; Curculionidae. Gene Ontology annotation, molecular function: ATP binding; ATP hydrolysis activity; P-type sodium:potassium-exchanging transporter activity. The coding region runs from base 244 to 3357 and encodes 1037 amino acids. The record is from RefSeq and is a predicted model, not a curated record. The transcript is spliced from 10 exons. Gene Ontology annotation, cellular component: membrane.
GCCGGCUCUCUCUCAGUGGGUCCGUGCCCGUCCUGCAGUGCGUUCCGUUGUCGUCGGUGCCGGUUACAGUUGCUGCUGGCUGGCCGCUUAUGAGGUCCUUUUGCAUUUAACACGACCCUCAUCGCACUCAGACUGAUAAGAAAGCAACGCCAAAUCCGUGCUCUUCUAAAUCGAAACAAACUGUUUUUAUUGGUGCGCCAGUGAGAGUGAGACCGACAGUGCAGUGGACAGCGGCCGGCUACCAUGGGGGAGGAGCAUGGCCGCUCUGAUUCGUAUCGUGUAGCAACCGUACCCAGCAGUUACGAUGAUCACAAAACGGCCGAUGGCCAACCGAAGGCACGGAGAAAAGUAACGAAGAAACAAAGGAAAGCGGGAGAUUUAGACGACCUAAAACAAGAAUUAGAUAUCGAUUAUCAUAAGAUCACACCAGAAGAGCUUUAUCAGAGAUUUCAAACUCACCCAGAAAAUGGUCUCAGUCACGCAAAAGCGAAGGAGAACCUGGAAAGGGACGGGCCCAAUGCACUCACCCCACCAAAGACGACGCCGGAAUGGGUGAAGUUCUGCAAGAACCUCUUCGGGGGUUUCGCCUUGUUGCUGUGGAUCGGCGCCAUCCUCUGUUUCAUAGCCUACGGGAUACAGGCCAGCACCGUGGAGGAGCCGGCGGACGAUAACCUCUUCUUGGGCAUCGUCUUGGCGGCCGUUGUUAUUGUUACAGGUAUAUUUUCAUAUUAUCAAGAAAGCAAAAGUUCCAAAAUUAUGGAGUCGUUCAAGAACAUGGUGCCCCAAUUCGCCACUGUGCUCAGAGAGGGCGAGAAAUUAACCCUCCGCGCCGAAGACUUGGUGCUAGGAGACGUGGUAGAGGUUAAGUUCGGAGACAGAAUACCAGCCGAUAUACGUAUCAUCGAAUCGAGAGGUUUUAAAGUAGACAACUCCUCCCUUACCGGCGAGUCUGAACCCCAGAGUAGAAGCCCCGAAUUUACACAUGAAAAUCCACUCGAAACGAAGAACCUGGCUUUCUUCUCUACAAACGCCGUAGAAGGAACCGCUAAAGGCGUUGUUAUCAGUUGCGGAGAUAACACUGUGAUGGGUAGAAUCGCUGGUUUAGCCUCAGGGUUGGACACCGGAGAAACACCCAUUGCCAAGGAAAUCCACCACUUCAUCCAUUUGAUCACUGGCGUCGCUGUUUUCUUAGGUGUUACGUUUUUCAUUAUCGCUUUCAUCCUCGGUUAUCACUGGCUGGACGCUGUCAUUUUCCUGAUUGGUAUCAUCGUAGCCAACGUGCCCGAAGGUCUAUUAGCCACAGUAACUGUCUGUCUUACCCUAACUGCCAAAAGGAUGGCGUCCAAAAACUGUCUCGUCAAGAACUUGGAAGCUGUAGAAACUCUUGGUUCGACCAGCACGAUUUGCUCAGACAAAACCGGUACUUUAACACAGAACAGAAUGACAGUAGCACAUAUGUGGUUUGAUAACCAGAUUAUCGAAGCAGACACCACAGAAGAUCAGUCUGGAGUACAAUACGAUAGAACCAGUCCAGGGUUCAAAGCCUUGUCCCGAAUCGCCACUCUUUGUAACCGUGCUGAAUUCAAACCUGGCCAAGAAAGUGUGCCAAUCCUAAAAAGAGAGGUUAACGGAGAUGCUUCUGAAGCGGCUUUGUUGAAAUGUAUGGAGCUCGCUUUAGGUGACGUGAUGUCCAUCAGAAAGAAGAACAAGAAGAUUUGUGAGGUUCCCUUUAACUCUACUAAUAAAUAUCAAGUUUCUAUUCACGAAAACGAGGAUCCUAACGACCCCAGGCACAUUCUGGUGAUGAAGGGAGCUCCGGAACGUAUUUUGGAACGGUGCAGUACCAUUUUCAUCUGCGGAAAAGAGAAGGUGUUGGACGAAGAGAUGAAGGAAGCGUUCAACAACGCGUAUUUGGAAUUGGGAGGCUUAGGAGAGCGAGUGCUCGGUUUUUGCGACAUGAUGUUGCCCAGCGACAAAUAUCCCAUCGGUUACAAAUUUAACUCGGACGAUCCCAAUUUCCCACUGGACGGACUGCGAUUCGUUGGACUUAUGUCCAUGAUAGAUCCUCCCAGAGCUGCCGUACCUGACGCCGUAGCUAAAUGCAGAAGUGCCGGUAUCAAAGUUAUCAUGGUAACUGGAGAUCAUCCAAUCACGGCCAAGGCUAUCGCGAAAUCUGUCGGUAUCAUUUCUGAAGGCAACGAGACGGUCGAAGAUAUCGCUCAGAGACUCAACAUUCCAGUUUCGGAAGUCAAUCCUAGAGAGGCUAAAGCCGCUGUUGUUCAUGGUUCGGAUCUGAGAGACUUGGCUCAAGACCAGUUGGACGAGAUUUUGCGGUACCACACUGAAAUUGUGUUCGCCAGGACGUCUCCUCAACAGAAACUGAUUAUUGUGGAAGGUUGCCAACGGAUGGGAGCUAUCGUAGCUGUAACAGGUGACGGUGUAAACGAUUCCCCAGCCUUGAAGAAAGCCGACAUCGGUGUUGCUAUGGGUAUCGCCGGUUCCGACGUGUCCAAACAAGCGGCCGACAUGAUCCUGCUCGACGACAACUUCGCCUCCAUCGUCACCGGAGUAGAGGAGGGCCGUCUCAUCUUCGACAACCUGAAGAAAUCCAUCGCCUACACCCUCACCUCCAACAUUCCCGAAAUCUCGCCUUUCCUCGCCUUCAUCCUGUGCGACAUUCCCCUUCCUCUAGGAACGGUCACUAUUCUUUGCAUUGACUUGGGAACUGACAUGGUACCGGCCAUUUCUCUGGCUUACGAAGAAGCUGAAUCUGAUAUAAUGAAGCGGCCGCCCAGAAACCCGCAAACCGACAAAUUAGUUAACGCUAGAUUGAUUUCGAUGGCUUACGGACAGAUUGGUAUGAUCCAAGCUGCUGCUGGGUUCUUCGUCUACUUCGUCAUCAUGGCCGAGAACGGGUUCCUGCCUAUGAAGUUGUUUGGAAUACGUAAACACUGGGACUCGAAGGCUAUCAACGAUCUGUCUGAUUCGUAUGGGCAAGAAUGGACCUACAAAGAUAGAAAGACUUUGGAGUACACUUGCCACACCGCCUUCUUCGUAUCCAUCGUGGUAGUACAGUGGGCCGAUUUGAUCAUCUGUAAGACCAGAAGGAAUUCCAUCGUACACCAAGGAAUGAGAAACUGGGCGCUGAACUUUGGUAUCGUGUUCGAAACUGCCUUGGCCUGCUUCCUGUCUUACACGCCAGGAAUGGACAAAGGUCUACGGAUGUUCCCUCUAAAAUUCGUAUGGUGGUUACCAGCCAUACCCUUCAUGCUCUCCAUCUUCAUCUACGACGAGGUGAGGCGAUUCUAUCUGCGGCGCAACCCCGGAGGCUGGCUCGAGCAAGAGACCUACUAUUAAGGCCGCCACCCCCCACUACUGCCACCCGGGCCGCCCCCAAGCGCCGGCUAUCCGCCGCGCCGUUUCGAUGAGAACGACCUCGUGUCGUCACCCUAUGAGGUACACUAUCAAAAAGCGAGACGGGGGGCAGCCUCUCUCUUUUUUGACAUUGUCCCAUUCCGAAUGGUGUCAUUCUCUAUCGAUUGUUGUACAAAUCAUGUUGCUAUUUCUAGAUUAUUCACUGCUUUUACGCAGUAAUAUAUUAUUAAUAAAUAAAUUUAAUAAAUUAGGUGAGAGCCUGUAGGGGGCGGCUCAGCCGACUAGACCCUUACGCGCUCCACCGAACCCCCAUUUACUCUAAAAACGUUAAGGAUAAUAAGAGAAUAGAAGGAAUCGAAGAAAGAUGGUUUGGAAUAAAAGAAAUAAUAAGUUAUUAUUAAGUAUAAAUCGCGACAGUAUGACGUACUAUUAGUACUAGGACCGUACGGAAGACACUAAACAUCACAGCAAUCUCGGAUGAAUUGAUUUUUCACAAACAUACAAUUUUGUGCCAAUUUUGAAAUAAGCUAACCAGAAAUUAUAAUAUCAAUAAUUUCAAUUUAACCCACAAAAUUUAGAAGUUAACAGUUUAUCUAACAGAAAAAAAAAAUUAUAGUAAAUAAAUAAGAAUUGAUAAACUAUUAAUUCCAGUAUUUUUGAAAAACGACUACAAUAUGCAUAUCUAAAUCAUUAAUUUUCAAUAUAAUUAAAACAUUUUAUUAGUUACUUUUUGAAGGCAAUUGCAAACCACCUUGAGUAUAUUUGCCUUGUAGAGUCUCUCAUAGUGCCGUUCGGAUUCGGCGAUAAACUGUAGGUCCCGUGUACUUGUUAAACACUGAUGACACACAUCACAAGUACAUGCAAGAGGUGGCCGACGCAUUGUAACAUAUAUAAACAUUCCACCGUCGUUUGCCAAUAUAUCAGUGUACCGCGUACGGCCUGUCUAUCCAAGCGAGGCCGUUCAUCUAUGACACCGUGAUCCUGGUUGGUGGAAGAGACUGCGUGGCGUAUUACUUAAUCAGUUUAAAACAGGCGUGUAAAAUAAUACUUCAAUUUAUUUUAUAUUACUUCCCUAUUAUAUUAGACGCCCAACGUGGGGUCAAAUAUUUUUAAUGUCGAAAUUCGCAUGUCGAAUAAAAACGGCAUCCGGUUGGCUUGGAAAUGAACAUCGAUGACAUUCUCCUUAUAAUUUUACAUAUAAAAUGACAGCGAUCUUCAUUUGAUCGCUGACGCCGUUUUUUUUGGUCAUUUUGUAUAUGCGCCCCACGUUGGGCGCCAUAAUUGGGAAUGGAAAUAAAUAGAAUAUAAGUAUUAUUUCACACAUCUGUCUAUUAAAAUAAUAAAAUUAAACGGAUUAUACGUGUAAUAGAAAGUUUUAGAAUGUUGACUGACACCCAAUAUUCUUUCACGAGCCAGGGUCACGACGUCACAGAUGAACGGCCUGCGUUUGGAAAUAUUAUAACAGACAAAUAUACUGGCAAGCGAUCGUGGAGUGUUUUCUAUGUUCCAGGGUGUGAUUGAAACCUCCAGUGUAGGGACAGCAGCUUGGAAACUGAAAUAAAAGACGCAUUGCCUAUAUAUGUAGAGCUCUUACCUACAGAAGGAAGUAAAAGAUACAUCCCUUUAAUGGCAUUUACAACUAAUCUACGUCCAAUUUUAUCGAAAUUACAACCCUACCAGCGGAAUCAACUUCGAAAUGUUUCGACUUCUGUGAUUUUUAGUGUCUUGCCUUUACCAUACGGUCAGUUUUGGAUCAAGCGAGGCUGUCCGCAGUGGCGUUCGUUCUCAGAAAUGCAUUCCACACGAAAACUAAAACAGUUGCCUUGACGCUGUCGGACGCCUGCGGUGGGCGCGCGCGCGGACGCCUGUUGCCCGUUACGCCGCGCCCGCCCCCACCCGGACGAUUUUAGUAUUAUUUAGGCUUUCAAACACUUAGGUUUAGCUGAUAUGAUGUAACUGUGUCGUUAAAUUGUAUUAAGUGUCAACCAGGUCGUGCUCAAUACACAUGACUACUAAAAAAUUAUUAUCACGUUCGUGAGAGGCAGAUUUCGUUCGCAAAAUUACCAUUUAUAAAUAAAUAUAUGUAUAGUCUAAAAGGUGGUUACGUAAAAAAUUCUGUGUAUGUUGAAAUUCUAAGGAUAGUUUUACUGAAAGAAGGUAAUUUAGGUUAUAUUAAUGUAAUAACAGAGGGUUAAGAAGGA